GUGAAUUGGUCUGUCUACUUAUAAAGAAAGUGUGGAGUUGGAGUGAGCUACCAAGGAAGGUGGGGGACGCGAUUUGGGGGGUCGAGGAGGCCGUGUUCCAUAGGCGGCGACUCGCGAUCGGGAGAAGAAGAGGCUCCACCUCAAUGGCGACCCCGCCGAUCCUGUCCUUGGCUCUUCCGUCGGAAACCGGACGAGUUCUCAGUAUCCAGUCUCACACCGUCCAGGGUUACGUCGGGAACAAGUCAGCUGUCUUUCCACUUCAACUUCUUGGUUUUGAUGUGGACCCUAUCAAUUCCGUGCAGUUCUCUAACCACACAGGGUAUCCUACAUUUAGAGGUCAAGUACUUAAUGGAGAACAACUAUGGGAUAUCAUUGAGGGCCUCUCAGCAAAUGAUUUACUAUUUUACACUCACCUAUUGACAGGUUAUAUUGGAUCAGCUUCCUUUCUAAACACCAUCUUGCAAGUUGUAAAGAGAUUACGUGACGUAAAUCCUAGGCUUAUCUAUGUUUGUGAUCCGGUUAUGGGAGAUGAAGGAAAGCUCUAUGUUCCUCCAGAUCUGGUGUCACUUUAUCGUCAGAAUGUUGUCCCUUUAGCCUCCAUGUUGACCCCUAAUCAAUUUGAAGCAGAACAAUUGACAGGAUUCAGAAUAACAUCAGAGAAAGAUGGCUUGGAGGCAUGUAAGUAUCUUCAUGCUGCAGGUCCUUCUAAGGUGGUGAUAACAAGUGUGCAUAUUGGAGAUGAUUAUCUUCUCCUUGGAAGUCAUCAGAAAUCGAAGGGGGAGUCUCCUGAGCAAUUCAAGAUUGCGAUACCAAUGAUACCUGCAUAUUUCACUGGGACAGGUGAUCUAAUGACUGCCCUUUUACUUGGAUGGAGCAAUAAGUACCCCGACAACCUUGAAAAAGCAUCAGAGCUUGCAGUAUCUAGCUUACAGGCUGUUCUUCGGAGGACAUUGGCAGAUUAUAGAGCUGCAGGAUUUGAUCCUCAGUCAAGCAGCUUAGAGAUUCGACUGAUUCAGAGCCAAGAAGACAUUCGUAAUCCCCAAAUUACCCAAAGAGCUGAGAGGUGCAGCUGAUUCGCUAUCAUGAUCAACCAUUUUAAUUUGAACUGAGAAUAAAAUCAUGUCGUGGACUUGUUCAAAUAAACCUUGUAUUUUUAAAACAUUUUACAUUCUUAUUUUUUGCUAUUUUCUCCACAAUGUUGUUUGUUCGCAAGUUUCUGUAAAAUGCUGAUUUGUUCAACGAAUUCGAGAUUGAUUUCAGUUUAAUGCAAAGUCAAAAGGUGUUGUUGAUCUA
Molecule: messenger RNA, 1293 nt
Organism: Nymphaea colorata (pocket water lily)
Lineage: Eukaryota; Viridiplantae; Streptophyta; Magnoliopsida; Nymphaeales; Nymphaeaceae
Product: pyridoxal kinase
Exons: 13
Coding region: 144-1073 (309 amino acids)
Biological process (GO): pyridoxal 5'-phosphate salvage
Cellular component (GO): cytosol
Molecular function (GO): pyridoxal kinase activity
Source: RefSeq, a predicted model, not a curated record